Messenger RNA from Drosophila busckii, 1027 nucleotides. It is a transcript of the gene Cdk1, whose product is annotated as cyclin-dependent kinase 1. NCBI's taxonomy places the organism in Eukaryota, Metazoa, Arthropoda, Insecta, Diptera, Drosophilidae. Gene Ontology annotation, molecular function: cyclin-dependent protein serine/threonine kinase activity; ATP binding; RNA polymerase II CTD heptapeptide repeat kinase activity. Gene Ontology annotation, cellular component: nucleus. Gene Ontology annotation, biological process: G2/M transition of mitotic cell cycle; protein phosphorylation; mitotic G2 DNA damage checkpoint signaling. The record is from RefSeq and is a predicted model, not a curated record. The transcript is spliced from 3 exons. Bases 30 to 920 code for a protein of 296 amino acids.
UUUUUGUAAAACAAAUUGUGUUUAAUAUCAUGGAAGACUUUGAAAGAAUUGAGAAAAUUGGAGAGGGCACGUAUGGUGUGGUCUAUAAAGGCCGCAAUCGUGUAACUGGGCAAAUAGUCGCCAUGAAGAAAAUUCGUUUGGAGUCUGAUGAUGAAGGCGUCCCCUCUACAGCUAUUAGAGAAAUUUCUCUACUUAAGGAAUUAAAACAUCCUAACAUUGUAUGCUUGGUAGAUGUUUUGAUGGAGGAAAACCGUAUAUUUUUAAUUUUUGAAUUCUUGUCAAUGGAUCUCAAGAAAUACAUGGACUCCUUGCCACCUGAAAAACACCUUGAUAGUCAAUUAGUGCGAAGCUAUUUGUAUCAAAUUACAGAUGCAAUUAUGUUCUGUCACCGACGUCGUGUUUUGCAUCGUGAUCUAAAGCCGCAAAACUUGCUUAUUGAUAAGAAUGGCAUAAUUAAAGUAGCCGAUUUUGGACUUGGCAGAUCCUUUGGAAUUCCAGUGCGCAUAUAUACUCAUGAAAUUGUUACGCUCUGGUACAGAGCUCCUGAAGUAUUACUUGGAUCGCCCAGAUACUCUUGCCCUGUAGAUAUUUGGUCAAUUGGAUGUAUAUUUGCUGAAAUGGCGACGCGCAAACCACUGUUUCAAGGAGACUCUGAAAUAGACCAAUUGUUCCGCAUGUUCAGGAUUCUUAAAACGCCCACCGAGGAAAUUUGGCCUGGUGUAACAUCACUGCCUGAUUACAAGAAUACAUUCCCCUGUUGGUCAACAAAUCAAUUGACCAACCAGCUUAAAAAUCUUGAUGACAAUGGUGUUGAUCUUAUACAGAAGAUGCUUAUAUAUGAUCCAGUGCAUCGUAUCACAGCCAAGGACAUUUUGGAGCAUUCGUAUUUUGAUGGGUUUAAGGUUAAUUUAACUUCGUGAGUAAGAAGUGCUGAAAGGGUGACCCACAUGCGGAAAGCAGACAUGUAUGAAUAAGACUAGAAGUUAGUACAUAAAUAAAUUACAUAUAAAAUAAUAUGAAUUUAAAU